Lytechinus pictus (painted urchin) is the source of this 2451-nucleotide messenger RNA. RefSeq lists its product as uncharacterized. The transcript is spliced from 3 exons. NCBI's taxonomy places the organism in Eukaryota, Metazoa, Echinodermata, Echinoidea, Temnopleuroida, Toxopneustidae. Bases 217 to 1683 code for a protein of 488 amino acids. The record is from RefSeq and is a predicted model, not a curated record.
AGAUGAUGUUUACGUAUAUAUUUAGUUGUAUAGUAACGGCUCUAAAUAGACGCAAUCAUUUUGGCAGUGGUCAAUGCGUUUGUACAAAGAAUUCUGGGUAAUGUGAUUUGCUUUUUUCAUGAUGCCUCUUAAAUUGGAUUAAACAGAAGGAUGGGCCGAUAUUCUCCUGUUUUAUAUUAACAAAAGAAUAAUUAUAUCCAUGUAGAGGCCACGGACAUGUCAUCAAGCGAGUUCUCCGAGGGCUAUCGGCGAUCCUCCAAUCCACGACGGGUUCUCCGGGAGGCAUGGAGCCCAACGCAGGACCAACAGCCCUCUAACUAUGACAACUACAACUACCAACAACGUUCCCCGCGGGAGGCGCCACGAUACUCACCCCGACAUCACACGAGGGUCCACCCCAUUAAUGACGGGAGCCAAUAUGGAGCCAUUAGUCAAGGGGGUGGAGGAGCUGCUGCAGGAGCAGGGGCAGGAGGUGGAGCAGCAGCUGGGGGAGGAGGGAGUACCGUGUGUAUGGUUGCUUCCAUAGCUGUUCUUUCGACCCUGAUCAUAGUCGGAGCAACACUGGUCGUUGUUUAUUUUACAACAGACAUUCAAUUUGGCAGUUCGUCAUCGGAGACCACAACCGCGGCAACGAUAACAACAUCACCUGCAUCAGAAGCUGUAUUAACCAAUGCUCCUACAACUAUUGCUGCAGCCAUUACCGGCCAACCUGCAAGCUCACCAGAAUCCACGACUACACAGGCUUCCACGACUCAAGGGUCGUCAAAUGCACCUACCAAGGCCAUGACGGCAGGAGUUGCCACGACAAACCCAGACAGCUCUGCAGCAAGCUCGACAUCAAGUGAUGCACACAUCACGGCUGCAGUUGCUACUUCUCAAUCAGACAGCACAGCCUCAACUUUGACGUCAACAUAUCCACCUACCACAGCAGGAGUUGCUACCACACAACCAGACAACACUGUAGCAACGUUAGGGUCAACUGAUUCACCUGUCACAGCAGGAGUUGCUACUGUAGCAUCUGGUAGCACAGCAUCAACGUUAACUUCAACUAAUUCACCUAUUACAGCAGCAGUUUCCGCAACGCAGCCAGACAGCUCUACAGCAACAUCAGCAACUUUCACCACUACGUCUACAACCGCGACCGCGAGUGGUGUAUCGAGCACACAAACUUUAAACACUGAUACAACACCAAGUAGUACGGUUCCUAGCAGUUCAAGCCUUACAACCUCAAAUACACCGACAACAAUCCCGGAGUCUACAGUACAAUCUUCCACAUCUGCAACAACUGCCACCCCGGUCUCAACACCAACCGAUUCACCCAAAGCAACCACAUCUUCCAGUACCGCACAGUCUGUCAGCUCCUCAACCAAUCCAUCCAACAAGGCUACAACAGUGGACAUUGGUACAACACAAGAAGUACAGUCAACGGCCGACACAGCCACGACAACAACCAAGUCCCAUGUUGCUACAACAAACAAAGAGGUCACAACAGAGGAAGAUGUCACAACACAGGAAGAGGAUGAGUUGACGUAUUCCAUGACAACUGUUGACUCCUCGAUCUUGACAACCGAAGACUCGUCGGACCAGACCGGACCUACCGCAGGUGCUUACACCGAAAAUACAGAGGUUACAACUGAAGAGUUGACCGCAACUCCCACAGAUGCAACAACCGCCGACACUUGAAGAAAUAAUAUAUGCCUAACUAAGAAUUAACUGAGAGUAUUUGCAUACACAGAUCCGUCCUUUGUUAGAUCUCAAGUUGGGCAUGGUAGCUCAGUGGUAGUUCACCCCCGGCCCUCCCCCCAUUUUGAAAGAAACACUCAAAAACGAAGGAGCGAAGCGACCGCGCUUGUCUUGGGGGCACUAUUGCAUUUUCUAAAGUGAAAUCGAAGGAUUUUGUGCUCACUUUUUGGUAAAUUGUGUGAAAAUUUUCAGGGAAAAUAGAGCUUUGAAAAUUUCUGGUGGGGACGACUGACUCCCUGCCCCCUAUGGGUAUUGUAGUAUGUUCUUUGUUGACCUAAGAUAAGAGCUAUUCCACCAUCUUUACUGAAUACAUUCCGGUAAACAGCCCCAAACCAGACGGCGCAUUACAAAUGCUCUUGCCUCAUCCAGAAAUUUAAAAAUAACACCUUUUAUAAGAUAUUUUCACAAAUUUUAUGAAUAUUUUGUCUUUCUAAUAUUUGAUCGGACCCCAAUCGUAUAGACCGAAUUUUUAAUCGUAUAGGAAUUUAGAGUGUACUUGAAAUCUACUCCAUACUUUGAACGCGUGUUUAUUUGCUGUGAAUAUUUUGUAGAAGCUAUUGUAAAUAGUGGUGAGUGCAUUAUCAAAAUAUUUGUAUAUAUUUGUUUCGACAUUCCUGUAUUUUAGGGGAAAAAAGAAACUUUUUUUUAUCAAACUAUACUCUCUAUAGCUUUAAAACAGAUUUUAAAAUAAAUUAUGUUUGACGUCAA